Molecule: messenger RNA, 1575 nt
Organism: Pleurotus ostreatus (oyster mushroom)
Lineage: Eukaryota; Fungi; Basidiomycota; Agaricomycetes; Agaricales; Pleurotaceae
Exons: 10
Coding region: 1-1575 (524 amino acids)
Biological process (GO): phospholipid biosynthetic process
Cellular component (GO): endoplasmic reticulum membrane
Molecular function (GO): glycerol-3-phosphate O-acyltransferase activity; glycerone-phosphate O-acyltransferase activity
Source: RefSeq, a predicted model, not a curated record
AUGAGUAGUACCUCUAAAGGAACCCCGGUGCCAUGGUCGUAUUACUUGAUUAGGUUAUUAUUUCAGUUCGUGCUCAAGAUCUUCUAUGGCACAAUCGUUAUCGAGAACACGCAUUAUGUCCUUCCUGACGGCGAACCUUGCAUCGUAUGUGCGAAUCACAGCAACUCUUUGACCGAUGCUCUUCUCCUGGUCAUAGCAAUGCCUCAGAAGAUUCGUGGCAUGCUGCGUCUGACUGCGAAAGCCACUCAGUUUGGCCACAAGACCUUCACUAGCUGGUUGAUUGAAUCGGCGGGAACGGUGCCAAUCCAACGACGCAAAGAUAACCCCGACGGCACGGUAGACAAUUCCCAGGUGAUGCUGAAGUUGAUGGAAGCCCUCGAAGCCGGAGAUGCAGUCUGCUUAUUUCCCGAAGGCAUGAGCAGGUACCAUCCCACGAUCGCGCCGCUGAAGACCGGAGUCGCUCGCCUGGUGUCCGAUAUUCUGACAAGGAACAGGGACAAUCUGGACUUCACCAUUUCCAUCCUGAACUGCUCCGUCACCUAUAUGCAUCGUCAGCACUUCAGAUCCGAUGUUUUGGUCACCUUCCACCCUCCGAUGCGAUUCAGUCCGAAGACUCAUCCUGAACUCUUGGCGCCUAUCGAGUAUGAUCACAUUCGCGAGGUCACGUCUCAAAUGCACGAUCAAAUCAGCUCCGGGACGAUCGACGCCCCUUCAUGGGGCCUCGUGAGGACGGCGAAGCUAACUGCUCGCAUGUACGCUCCGCUUGGCACGCGCAUGAGAUUAGGCGACUACAUCCGCGUCACUCGUGCCUUCCUGGAGGUGUUCAAGAGUUUGGAUGAUUCUGCUCAGUCUGAUGCGGCGAAAGAGCAGAAGGAGCUCCUGCAUGACUUGAAUGAGUAUCAAGACAAGCUUGUGCGUCUCGGGAUCAAGGACGACCGCGUCAUGCGUCCACUUCGCAGGACUGUCAUUCUCACUCGUAUCAUCGUACGGUUCACCUGGUCAUUGGCCCUAUUCAGCAUAUCCCUGCCUGGGUUAGCCCUUUGGUGCCCCGUCUUCCUCACAACCUUCAUCGCUGUCAAGAACUUCAAAAAAACAGGGCCCAUAUUCGACACCUGGGACGAAAUAGCCCAGUACAAACUCAUAUACGGCCUGGCAUCCGGCAUCUCCGUCUGGUUCAGCGCUGUGAUGUUGACAUUGCCUUUUGCCGCCUUCACGGUGGUCCUCGUCCCAGCCCUUAUGUGGAUCACCCUACGCUGGCUUGAGGACGCCGUGUCCGCGUUCCGUGCCUUGAGGGCCCUUCUACGAUUACUCCUCGUUGGUCAAGGGACGUUGAAAGGCCUUUCUGAGCAACGAAAGGAUCUGCACAGCAGAGUGAUGAAUCUCGCCACCCAGAUUGGUUUGCCCAACAAUCCGGAAAUGUACUUCUUGAGUACCGGCGGUAGGGAGAAGGGUAGAGUACGGGGGAAAUGGGAGAGUACGACCAGGUACUUCUCUGUCAAGAGAAGGCGUAAGAGAGACUGGAACGAAACCUUAAGGCUUUACGACAAAGUUGAUUACCCAGAGGAUGAUUCAUGA